AGUGGCUCGCACCAGAGGCUAUAGGGCUGCAUGUGCAUGGAUACCUGAGCGAUUGACCCGGACGGCGGAGGAGUAGAAGCAUUGGAAGAGUUUGGAUGCUCCCUCUUUUCCUACUGGUGGAUGCGUGAAUCUUCUGGUGCUUUCGAGUCCUGGAGUUUUUUUUGUCUGAUUACCACAUCUUGCAUCCUCUCUAUCAACAGCGACGUUUCCCCUCGUUGCACAUGAGGGCGAGGCCUGCCAUCCACGUUACUGGAUGGGUGUGCAAUUCAUGCCGUGCCCGUCAAACAGCGGCGACGAAGGGGUAUUCGCUUGUCCCGAGUCGCAGAGCCUCGACCGCGUCUUCCUCCAGUUCGCCCGCCGGUAGUAGCAGCACGCAUCCCACCCAGAAACGAGGGAAGCUUCCCUCAACACCAGCGCGAACUCGAUUUGCUCCCUCUCCCACAGGCAACCUGCAUCUUGGCUCCAUCCGUACCGCGCUGUUCAAUUACCUCCUCGCUCGAGCGACACACGGUCAGUUCCUCCUUCGAAUCGAAGACACCGAUGCAAAGAGAACGAUACCCGGUGCGGAGGACCGGUUAUACAGAGAUUUGAGAUGGGCUGGACUACAAUGGGACGAAGGCCCCGAGGUAGGAGGUCCUUACGGCCCCUAUCGACAGUCUGAAAGACUUGCGUUGUACAAAACACAUAUCGAGACACUCUUGCAGGCCGGACAAGCGUACCGCUGCUUCUGCACGUCGGACCGUCUGGAUGAACUCAAUCGUCGCCGCCACCAAAAAGGAUUGAGCUUGGGAUACGAUCGAAAAUGCCUGAACAGCCUCUCCCCGGCCCAGGCAGAGGAGAAGGCUCAUCGUGGUGAAGCACAUGUUAUCCGCUUUCUCUCUCCCCACGAAUGGCCUCGUUACAAUGACCUCGUCUACGGCAAAUCCCAAGGCCACGGGGCUGAAAAGACCAAGAGACUACUGGUGGAUGAACCCGUAUAUGAGGACGCGAUCCUGAUGAAGUCCGAUGGCUUCCCUACGUACCAUUGGGCAAAUGUUUGCGAUGACCAUGAGAUGCACAUCACUCACGUCGUCAGGGGUUCUGAGUGGAUGGCUUCGACGCCUCUGCAUGUCGCGCUGUAUAGUUCCCUGGACUGGACGCCCCCAGCCUAUGCGCAUGUCCCACUUCUAGUCGACAGCAACAAGCAAAAGCUCAGCAAGAGGAACUUCAACUCCGAUAUCUCACAGUUUCGCGACCAAGGGAUCUUUCCCGAAGCGCUGAUCAAUUUCGCCGCGCUUUUGGGCUGGUCGCACACCCAGAAGCGAGAUGUCAUGGACCUCGCCCGGCUCGAAUCACUCUUCGACCUGAAGAUCACAAAGGGGAACACCAUCGUGUCCUUCGACAAACUGAAUUUCUUACAGGAACAACACGCUCGCCGGCGAGUGCUGGCCGGGGGAGAGGAAUUUGAGCAAAUGAUUCGUGAUGUGGCUGUUUCUGUGUUGGAGAAAUACGGCGCUGGGAGGAUCAUGCAGUUUCUAGACACGGGAUCGCGGAAAAGGCAGUUGAGAAAUGUCCUCGCCCAGCUACUGAAGGUCGAGUCUCUGCACUACCGCUCACCAUCUCAGUUCGCGGAACAGUGCUCUUUAUUCUUCGAGCCUGUAUCCCUAGGCGACUUGGACGUAGGCGGAUUCGCAUUCCUCCACCCUCUCCGGGUCGCAGCGUCAACUCUUGCUUUGAUACCCGAGGAAUCCUGGACCAGAGAUACGCACCUCUCGCACCUCCGCGCUCUCGAAGCGAGCCUCCCAGACGAGUCUGUCGACCCGAGGACCUGGAAAAGGGAACUGUACCACUAUUUGCGCUGGGCAUUGCUGGGCGGGAGACAAGGGCCCGGCAUCGCUGAGACGCUGGAGAUAUUGGGGAGAGGGACGUGUAUCACGAGGAUCCAAGAAGCAAACUUGAGAGCCCGAGAGCUGGAGACCGUUCGGACCAGGCCCGUCAUUCAGGCUCAGGGUUGGAAAGGCGAUGUCGAGGGCAAGAGGAGAGUCGAGAAGGAGUGGAAGGGCUAUUCGCUGCAUCGAUAGGAGCAGUAGAGAAAAUAACAAUAACAAUGGCGCCGGUUACUCCUCUCAGUUUAUGCAUGUCUCGACCCGUUCCUCGUUCACGCAGCCCGGUGGGAAAUUUGACAUGCAUCAUGCGGUAUAGUCCAGACGUGGAG
Cladophialophora immunda is the source of this 2194-nucleotide messenger RNA. RefSeq names its product glutamate-tRNA ligase. Gene Ontology annotation, biological process: glutamyl-tRNA aminoacylation. NCBI's taxonomy places the organism in Eukaryota, Fungi, Ascomycota, Eurotiomycetes, Chaetothyriales, Herpotrichiellaceae. The transcript has a single exon. Gene Ontology annotation, molecular function: zinc ion binding; ATP binding; glutamate-tRNA ligase activity. The record is from RefSeq and is a predicted model, not a curated record. The coding region runs from base 222 to 2060 and encodes 612 amino acids.